UGUUGCAUGGGCAGGUUCAGUUGGGAAGACAGAGUAAUUUCAAUGAAGUUUCUAGCUGCUCCAGAGUUUAUCAAGGCUGUGGAAACAUGAGUACCAGAUUCAGGGUGAAUCGUAACAGUGAGGGAGAGCGCUGGCAAGAGGAGCAGCCAUGAACACUCAACAAAUUCAGACGGAGCAGAGGGGGCCGUUUAGAAUCACAGUCUGGGAGGAGGAGAACUUCCAGGGUAAACGCUGCGAGUUCAUGCAGGAGUGCAGGAACAUCUUGGAGAGGGACUUCCGCAAGAUCCGCUCUAUCAAAGUGCAAAAUGGAGUAUUUGCAGGGUUUGAGCAUCCUGAGUUCCAAGGCCAGCAGUUCAUCCUGGAGAAAGGGGACUACCCUCGCUGGGAAGCAUGGAGUGGAAACAUUGGCUACAGAACGGAACACCUGCUCUCUUUCAGACCAAUCAAAUGUGCCAUCCACAGUGACAGCAAGGUGACCCUCUAUGAGUGCAGAGAUCUCCAGGGACACAAAUUUGAGGUCUGUGAUGACUACCCCUCCCUGCAAGCCAUGGGCUGGUGUAGCAAGGAGGUUCCCUCCAUCAAAGUCAAUUCUGGAGCCUGGGUGGCUUACCAGUAUCCUGGUUACCGUGGAUACCAGUACAUCCUUGAGAGGGACCGGCGCGAAGGAGAAUACAGAAACUACAAUGAAUACGGCACCCAGGCACAAACGCAUCAGAUCCAGUCCAUUCGCAGGAUCCAGCAUUAAGUCCAGAGAAUAUGAAUGGUUCUGAUCUGCCCUAUAUGGUGGAACAACAUGUGAUAAAUUAGGAAAUGAAGGAUUUAUCCAAAGAUGGAAAAAAAACUGCUCCCAUAGGUUCAUUGACUAUUAUUUAACCUCCCAUCUAAGGGACACACUGGACUGUGUUAGUACAGAGGCUUGCAGUUGUCCAACAGUACCUUCAAACAAAAUUUUCUUAACUAAAGUGUGCAUUUUUCAUUUUCAGUUCUAGGUUUCAGCUUUCAAAAAUAGAUUCUCCUUUGUACUGACUGAUGACAAAUUAUGGGACUGUAAUUUGUAGAUGAAUUAUCCACCCUAAAGCAGUCUUUUGUGUUAGGAAUAAG
This is a messenger RNA of Brienomyrus brachyistius, 1101 nucleotides long. Its product is annotated as beta-crystallin A2-like. Gene Ontology annotation, molecular function: structural constituent of eye lens. Lineage: Eukaryota; Metazoa; Chordata; Actinopteri; Osteoglossiformes; Mormyridae. Gene Ontology annotation, biological process: lens development in camera-type eye; visual perception. The transcript has 5 exons. The record is from RefSeq and is a predicted model, not a curated record. The coding region runs from base 149 to 745 and encodes 198 amino acids.